This is a messenger RNA of Suncus etruscus (white-toothed pygmy shrew), 1301 nucleotides long. RefSeq names its product zinc finger protein OZF-like. Gene Ontology annotation, cellular component: nucleus. Gene Ontology annotation, molecular function: RNA polymerase II cis-regulatory region sequence-specific DNA binding; DNA-binding transcription factor activity, RNA polymerase II-specific. NCBI's taxonomy places the organism in Eukaryota, Metazoa, Chordata, Mammalia, Eulipotyphla, Soricidae. The transcript has a single exon. Gene Ontology annotation, biological process: regulation of transcription by RNA polymerase II. The coding region runs from base 164 to 1282 and encodes 372 amino acids. The record is from RefSeq and is a predicted model, not a curated record.
GGACACAGUCUCCUGCCCGCAUCGUAAUGGAAGUCGUCUGGGGGUCAUCUGUUCUGUGGUGAGCCAGAGUGAAGACAGUGUCCUCCCUGUGGAGACCCAAUCAACUGGGACUGGGAACAGCGAUUCUGAGUCCACUCCCACUCCCUGAACUCAGACCACUACCAUGGGGUCACCUUGGGCCAAGCAACCAAAAGUAUUUGCUCCGAGCUCCUUGUGCCAACAGGCUCACAAGCACAUUCUUCGUGGAGUGGAGCCCCCCACGUGUAAGCAGUGUGAGGGGCCCUUCCCAUCUGCUCAGCACCAUGAUGUGCCCUCAAACAACCCUGUGACACAGGAUCUCUCUGAUGGUCAACGAGGUGGACACACACUGAGUCAGCCGUCACAUCUGAGUAAUCCUAAGCAAGACCGGACAGAAAACAAACGUUAUAUAUGUCCCAAGUGUGGCAAGUUCUUCACUUACUCUUCAUCUCUUACUGUACACAAGAAAAUCCAUACAGGAGAAAAGCCUUAUACAUGUGAGGAGUGUGGAAAGGCCUUUGCUCAAUCUUCACAGCAUACUAUGCACAUGAAUAUUCAUACUGGUGCAAAGCCCUAUACAUGUCAGGAGUGUGGGAAGGCCUUCGCUCGAUUCUCGACCCUUCAUGCGCAUAAGAAAAUUCAUACAGGAGAGAAGCCUUAUUCUUGUCAGGUGUGUGGGAAGGCUUUUGCUCAAUCCUCAAAGCUUAUUAGGCACGUGACUAUUCAUACUGGAGAGAAACCGUAUUCAUGUCAGGAGUGUGGGAAGUUCUUCACUCAAUUCUCAAACCUUUCUGUGCACAUGAAAAUUCAUACCGGAGAGAAGCCUUAUUCAUGUCAGGAGUGUGGGAGGGCCUUCUCUCAUUCCUCCAACCUUAGUAGGCAUAUGAAUACUCAUACUGGCGAGAAGCAUUAUUCAUGUCCCGAAUGUGGGAAGGCCUUCAUUAAAUCUUCACAACUUACUGUGCACAUGAAAAUUCAUUCAGGCGAGAAGCCUUAUUCAUGUCAGGAGUGUGGGAAAGGCUUUGCUCAAUCCUCAAAGCUUAUUAGGCACAUGAGUAUUCAUACUGGAGAGAAACCUUAUUCAUGUCGGGAGUGUGGGAAAUUCUUCACUCAAUUCUCAAACCUUUCUGUGCAUAUGAAAAUUCACACUGGAGAGAAGCCUUAUUCAUGUCAGGAAUGUGGGAGGGCCUUCUCUCAUUCCUCCAACCUUAGUAGACACAUGAAUAUUCAUACUGGUGAGAAGCAUAAUUUAUGUUCAAUGUGAAGGGCUUCAUUAAAUUCUC